AAGUGCUUUCCGUAUAGCAGUAAAUCAAAGGCAUUAGAAAACCCAAAACAAAAGCCAAGCUUUAGUUUUAGAAGCAGUACAAAUUGAAAGCAAAGUUACCCAUUUAAGCUUGAAAUUUCCCGUGCGACGUUGUGUCACGCAGCAAUAAAUUUCAUUCAAAUUUCUAGUUAGUUCUCAUGUAGUUUCUCAAAUUUUUCUUUUCUAGAGUGCUCUUGUAACCAAAUUAUCAUAUAAAACAAAUUAGUAAAAUUAGACACCUCAUUCGAACACUUUAGUGGCUAUAGUAGAAAAGCUACGAUCUUAUCAAAAGUUAUCGGCUCUGCUUCUCAAUACAAGAAAAGAUGAGUGACAAGUGUCGUGAGUUCCUGAAGGAGAAGAUCAAGACUCUGAGUGGGGAGUGUGAGGAGAAGAAGGGGAUGGUGGAGGUGUUGACCAGAGUGGAUGGGGAGUUGCGGGGUGAGAUUGCAGAGCGGGAGAAGGAGGUGAAGGAGCUGAGGCCUCUCUGUGCCAGGAAGGAGGCUCUGCUGAGUGAAGCGGAGGAGUUUGUGAAGAAGGGCACUAAGAGGGUAGAGGAAUUGAAGGAGUUGAUAAAGACGAACUCGGCCGAGAUUGAGAAGAUGAGGGGGAUGGAAGAGAGUGCACUGAGGAGUACACUCCACGCACAGGACACUACCGAAAAGCUCAAGGCCACACUCAAACACAAAGACACGAACGAGUACAUCCCAAUAGUGCAGAAGAGAUCCCGACUGGAGAAGACUCUGAACGAGGUGGAGCUGAAGUCGCAGAGGGCGGAGGAGAGGUGUGUGAGUCUGCAGGAGGAUGUGCAUGCCAUCAGGGGCCAGAUCAGCAUCCUCAACCACGCAGUCCUCAAGAUGGAGGUGGAGAGCAAGAGCAAAGACGAGAGAAUAGCACAACUUGUGAAAGAGAUAGAGAGCAAGAGGACGGAGAGGUAUGAGAACGAACAGCAGAUUGAGACUCUGAAGGGACGAGUGGCCGAAUUGUACCAGGGUAUGGAGCAACUGGAACUGGAGAAGGAGAGAUUCGAUCUCAGCUUCCUCUGAUUGGGAGAGAGGGAGAGAGAAUGUGUUAGGUAAUCUCCGAUCAAGGAAAUCGACAACAAUUAUACCAAAAAUAGUAACUACAACAGCGAACAACUUUGUACUAGCUAGUAAAUGAAUUGAAAAAUUUCCCUGUAA
Symsagittifera roscoffensis is the source of this 1196-nucleotide messenger RNA. Its product is annotated as CDK5 regulatory subunit-associated protein 2-like. The coding region runs from base 342 to 1061 and encodes 239 amino acids. The record is from RefSeq and is a predicted model, not a curated record. The transcript has 4 exons. Lineage: Eukaryota; Metazoa; Xenacoelomorpha; Acoela; Convolutidae.